Jaculus jaculus (lesser Egyptian jerboa) is the source of this 2784-nucleotide messenger RNA. RefSeq names its product X-prolyl aminopeptidase 3 (gene Xpnpep3). NCBI's taxonomy places the organism in Eukaryota, Metazoa, Chordata, Mammalia, Rodentia, Dipodidae. The record is from RefSeq and is a predicted model, not a curated record. The coding region runs from base 323 to 1606 and encodes 427 amino acids. Gene Ontology annotation, cellular component: mitochondrion. The transcript is spliced from 11 exons. Gene Ontology annotation, molecular function: metalloaminopeptidase activity; manganese ion binding.
AUCCGUGGCCUCUCAGGAUGUAUGCCAUGUUUUCAGCGAGGAUACUCCCUCCAGCCUGUGCCAGAGAGGAAGAUUCCAAACCGAUACUUAGGCCAGCCUAGCCCAGUUACCCACCCACACCUCCUCAAACCAGUGAAUGAUACCAGUAUGUCUCAGUGAGGACUUCCUUUUGCUGACUGGAAUUCCUGCUGGAAAGCCUGCUGAGACUCAGGAAAUGCAGCUCACCACUGAAACACACGAGAAAUCAGAGUUUUCAAAGCUGUAAGGGGAGGUGACACCAGGACUAUCUCAGGUGGAGUACGCACUCCGCAGACACAAACUAAUGGCUCUGGUCCACAAGGAAACACAAGAGCAGAGUGGGACUGACCACACAGUGAUUGUGCUCUCCAGCCCAACGUACUACAUGAGCAACGACAUCCCCUACGUCUUCCACCAGGACAACAAUUUCCUGUACCUGUGUGGAUUCCAAGAGCCUGAUAGCAUUCUGGUCCUUCAAAGCCUCUCUGGAAAGCAGUUACCAUCUCACAAGGCCAUGCUUUUUGUGCCUCGGCGAGACCCCAGUCGAGAGCUGUGGGACGGCCCUCGGUCUGGCACAGAUGGAGCAGUAGCUCUCACUGGAGUUGAUGAAGCCUACACUCUGGAAGAAUUUAAGCGCCUCAUUCCAAAACUGAAAGCUGAGACGAGCAUGGUUUGGUAUGACUGGAUGAAGCCUUCUCACGCACAGCUUCACUCUGACUACAUGCAGCAUCUGACUGAGGCCAAAGCCAGGAGCAAGAACAAGGUUCGCAGUGUCCAGCAGCUAAUACAGCGUCUCCGGCUGAUCAAGUCUCCUGCAGAAAUUGAGAGAAUGCAGAUUGCUGGGAAGCUAACAUCACAGGCAUUCAUAGAGACCAUGUUUGCAAGCAAAGCCCCUGUGGAAGAAGCCUUUCUUUAUGCAAAGUUUGAAUUUGAAUGCCGAGCCAGAGGUGCAGACAUCUUAGCCUACCCUCCUGUGGUUGCUGGUGGUAAUCGGUCCAACACUUUACACUAUGUGAAGAAUAAUCAACUCAUCAAGGAUGGAGAAAUGGUGCUUUUUGAUGGAGGUUGUGAGUCUUCCUGCUAUGUGAGUGACAUCACCCGCACCUGGCCUAUCAAUGGCAGAUUCACGGCACCUCAGGCAGAACUCUAUGAGGCUGUUCUAGAAAUCCAGAAAGCUUGUUUGACACUUUGCUCCCCUGGGACCAGUUUGGAGAAUAUCUACAGCAUGAUGCUGGCUCUGAUCGGACAGAAGCUUAAGGAGUUGGGGAUUGUGAAGACCACCAAAGAAAAUGCUUUCAAGGCUGCUCGGAAAUACUGUCCUCACCAUGUCGGCCAUUACCUUGGAAUGGACGUCCAUGACACUCCAGACGUGCCCCGUUCCCUCCCUCUGCAGCCUGGUAUGGUAAUCACGAUUGAGCCAGGCAUUUAUGUUCCAGAAGAUGACAGAGAUGCACCAGAGAAGUUCCGAGGCCUCGGAGUACGAAUUGAGGAUGAUGUGGUGGUGACUCAAGACUCACCGCUUAUCCUUUCUGCAGACUGUCCCAAAGAGAUGAAUGACAUCGAACAGAUCUGCAGCAGGACCUCCUGACUCCCACUCUGGCUCACCUGCAUCCUGUGUUCAGGAGGAGGAUACCAGUAUCCCUGAACGUGUACAGUCUGGGUUCCAUUGGGAGUGCAGCAGCUGUAUGAGUGUGUGAUAUGAGUGUGUGUCCUUGAGUGUGUGGGCCUUUUCAUUUUAAGUAAAUGUGAAAGUUCACUUUUCACCAGAAAAAAAUGAAUUUAGGAGGUUGUUACUGAAACUCUAGUGAUAUUCUGAAAAAGAAAAUGAUCCAAGUAAUUGUUUCCUCUCCACCCCAAAAUAGGGUUUCACUCUACCCCAGGCUGGCCUCAAACUUACAGCAAUCCUACCUCUGCCUUCCAAGUGCUGGGAUUAAAGACGUGCCACUAUGUCUGGCAAGUUUAAUUUUUAAAUGUAAAAUAAUAUUUUGAUUACAUGUGUCUAUGCAUUUCAGUGAACACAUUUAAAAAAAUGGAAAAUUCUCUUUCAUUCAGGUUCUUUUCUUUCUGCACUUUUACUGCGAUCCUCUUCAUAUCAUAAGAUGUUCGUGUGAUGCCUGAAUUUUGAGUUGAGGUCUAUCCCUAUGCUAAAAUCCACUUGUUACUGAUGUUUGUUUGUUUUGUUUUGUUGUUUUUGAGGGUAGGGUCUCACUAAAUAGUCCAGGCUGACCUGGAAUUCACUAUGUAGUCUCAUGCUGGCCUCAAACUCAUGAUAAUCCUCCUAUCUCGGCUUCCCAAGUGCUGGUUAAAAGGCAUGUUUCACCACACCUGGCUCCUAUUACUGAUUUAAGCUGUCCAGUAGAUCUAGAAACCAACGGGAAACAAAGGUAAGGUUAGAGCAAAAGUAACAUCAUGUGCACCUGGCUAGAACUUGAUGCGCGGAGAAUGACUCACACUGCAGCGGUCUCAUUCCUUCUUAGCCAUGCAUGCAUUUCUUGGGCUCCAAGUCAUAAGCAUUACUACGUAUACCAGUCUUCCCUUCCUAACUUUCUGCCUUUAUGCUUGUUUAUUCUGCUGUGCUGAGAUUGAACCUAGGGCCUUGGACAUGCUAAACAAGCACUGUGCCUGUGCUGUGGAACUACCUCCUAGCCCUGAACACAAAAUAAGAGACUGGGAAGAUGACUCGGCAGUUAAAGGCAUUUGUUUGCAAAGCCUGCUGAUCGUGGUUCAGUUCCCCAGUACCCAAAUAAAACUAGAUGCACAAAGUGG